CGCAGGUCGCACCAGCUCUCGAGGCCUGGAGGCCCGCCUCUUCCCGGAAGAAAAAUGGCCGCGGCCUAGCCGACUCUGUUUGGAGGCGUCACGGCGCUCGGCCCUCUUUGCUACUGGCCACGCUUGCAGGCCGUCUCACGGUUGGGCCCAGGUGGCCAUGGCAUCCAGGCAGGCUCCAGGCAGCGUCCUGGCUCCUCGCAGCCUCUGGCUCCUGGGUGCCGUGCUUCUGGUUGGGGCAUCCGCCCGGCCUGCCAACCACUCGUCUGCCCGGGACAGAGCAGGCCGCAGGGAGGACAGCGAGAUCCUGCCCCCGGACCACCUGAACGGAGUGAAGCUGGAGAUGGACGGGCACCUCAACAAGGACUUCCACCAGGAGGUCUUCCUGGGGAAGGACACAGACGGGUUCGAGGAGGACGCAGAGCCUCGGAAGAGCAGGAGGAAGCUGAUGGUCAUCUUCUCCAAGGUGGACGUCAAUGCCGACAGGAGAAUCAGCGCCAAGGAGAUGCAGCGCUGGAUCGUGGAGAAGACAGCCGAGCACUUCCAGGAGGCCGUGAGCGAGAGCAGGGCGCACUUCCGUGCCGUGGACCCCGACGGUGACGGCCGCGUGUCCUGGGACGAGUACAAGGUGAAGUUCCUGGCCAGCAAAGGCCACAACGAGAGGGAAGUGGCCGAGAAGCUGAAGAACGACCAGGAGCUCCAAGUCGACGAGGAGACACAGGAAGUCCUGGAGAACCUCAAAGACCGCUGGUACCAGGCGGACAGCCCGCCCCCGGACCUGCUGCUGACGGAGGAGGAGUUCCUGUCCUUCUUGCACCCGGAGCACAGCCGCGGCAUGCUGCGGUUCAUGGUCAGGGAGAUCGUGCGGGACCUGGACCAGGACGGUGACAAGCAGCUCUCGCUGCCCGAGUUCAUCUCCCUGCCCGUGGGCACCGUGGAGAAUCAGCGGGGCCAGGACAUCGACGAUGGCUGGGUGCGGGACAGGAGAAAGGAGUUCGAGGAGCUGAUCGACGCCAACCGUGACGGCGUUGUGACCAUGGAGGAGUUGGAGGAGUACAUGGACCCCAUGAACGAGUACAACGCCCUCACUGAGGCCAAGCAGAUGAUUGCCGUCGCCGACGAGAACCAGAACCGCCACCUGGAGCCUGAGGAGGUGCUCAAGUACAGCGAGUUCUUCACGGGCAGCAAGCUCAUGGACUACGCCCGAAAUGUCCACGAGGAGUUCUGAGCCCCGCCUGCUGUGCGGGGCGUCUGUGGGGCGUGCGGGAGGCCCGCGCAAUCUCAGCGUCUGGCUUCUGAGAACUCGGAGGGAGGCGCCUUCAGGGCCCGAGCACGGCAGGGCCUGCGGGCUCGCCGAGCCGGAGAAGCAGCAAGGCUGCUGGUUGCCUUGAAGCCGAAGGCUGAGGCCCCGGUGGCCAUGCUCUGGUGGAGCCCACGCUGUGUCGGCGGCGGCGGCGGGUGGGUGGCCAUCCCAGUUGCUGUCGGGGUUUGGUCUCUGAGGAAACACAUGCUUGUGGCAGGAAUCACAUUAACUUACUUUAAAAUAUAGUUGCCUCUUCCUCCCGG
Messenger RNA from Artibeus jamaicensis (Jamaican fruit-eating bat), 1563 nucleotides. It is a transcript of the gene SDF4, whose product is annotated as stromal cell derived factor 4. Gene Ontology annotation, molecular function: calcium ion binding. Gene Ontology annotation, biological process: calcium-ion regulated exocytosis. Bases 158 to 1225 code for a protein of 355 amino acids. NCBI's taxonomy places the organism in Eukaryota, Metazoa, Chordata, Mammalia, Chiroptera, Phyllostomidae. Gene Ontology annotation, cellular component: endoplasmic reticulum. The record is from RefSeq and is a predicted model, not a curated record. The transcript has 7 exons.